GCUCAUUGGUUUCUGCAUCAGCGCCACUUCCACUUAUCGACCAGUUACACGAGCCAACCACUUACCCGACGGCAACACAACGGUAGCUAUAGAGAAGGUUCCGCAGGGAGGAAGAGAGAGAGAGAGAAAGACACGAGUACAGGUUGACGAGAGAUCCUGCAGCCCUGGAGGUUCACGAGAAGGAAAAAUCAUCAGAAUGGAAGAAGCUGCUAUUUUGAACAUCACUCAUCCUACCGUUACCUCAGCCAUGGAAGGACGCGCUCAGAAUUUGUGGUCCUUACCUUUCCCUGCCUUCCUUACGCCCACAACUCAGCACCAUCACCAUCUCCAUCCUCCUUACUGGUCUCCACAUCACACCCAUCUCCCCCAUUACCUCCCCUACUCCUCCUCCACCCUUCGCCUUCCUCUCCCUCUCUCUCCACCACGUACUCUCCUCCCCUCACUGACCAGAAGGGAGUAUGAAGAAGGGUACACCACCACCACCACCACCAGAGCACCAGCCACGCAGCCUCCCCUGAUGUACAUUCCUGAUGGUGGCCAGAGGGAGUGUGAGGACUACGCGGCCCAGGGUUUCAACACCUUCAGUUUUAUUGGGUUCCUCCUCGGCGUGGUGAAUAUUGUGACCCUGGUGUCCAACAACGUCAACAACAACCUCAACAACAACAACAAUAACAACAACAACAACAACAACAAUCUGGAUAACAUUAACUUAGCCGACAGCAACAGCAACAUCAACAACGACAACGCUGUAGACAUUCCCGCAGCCAGAGAAGGAAGAUCAAGGAACAAGAGGGAAGAAGGACAGAGUGCACCGCCUGGGACGAGAGAAAGAAACGACAGAUUGCUGAAAACUCAUGAAAGGAAAGAAGAGAGGGAGGAGGCGACAGAAGAAGAAGAAGAAGAAAAAGAGGAAGGAAGAGAAGAAGAGGAGGCUGCAACGGUGGCCCUAAUCUUCUUACGGGCGUACCUCCUCCUGGCCGCCGCCGCCCCUGAGUGUGUCCCCAGAGUUGUGUGCGAGGCCAACAGCAUCGCCAAGGGACUCUCAGGAGGACUGGCUGAUGUGUUCGCAGAGUCUUUCACCAAGGCAAUGGCAGCGUGGCCUCCUCCAUCAACACUCCUUCCCCGCCCUUUGCUCCUCAAGAAGGCUGGGCGCUGGGGUCUCGAGGGGCACCCCUGUCCUGCCAUCACUACCGACUGCCACGAGGAAGACUACAGACGCCUUGAAAACGACCUAGAGACUCACCUUUCCUUGGACUCGAUAUUCCUGAAGGAGGAGGAGGAAGAAGGGGAAGAGAGAAACUUGCUAGAUAUAUUGAGACACGCUAGGAAGAUAAGGGAGAGAAACUUAGUGGAUAUCUUGGAGUCUGUUAGUAUUGUGUCCUGAAGGUUGUGAGUGUAUUGUGUUGAGUUGUCCUUGGUGUUAUUGUGGAUUUGUUUCAUGUCUGAUGUUCUUUCGUCUUUUUUUUUUUUUUUUGUGUGUGAAAUAAA
Molecule: messenger RNA, 1488 nt
Organism: Portunus trituberculatus (swimming crab)
Lineage: Eukaryota; Metazoa; Arthropoda; Malacostraca; Decapoda; Portunidae
Product: GATA zinc finger domain-containing protein 16-like
Exons: 5
Coding region: 197-1384 (395 amino acids)
Source: RefSeq, a predicted model, not a curated record